UGAAUCACCAUCAGCUGUCAUGAGUUGUGAAUGGAAAUAUGGGCCGGUGUCAAGACCGUCUCACGUUGAUGGCGUCAUUCUGUGGCGCCAAAACAGUCUCUUCUCAGCUUCUUCAGAGUACCUCCAUUGUGGACAUACACACUUAUCUAGGACAAAAACAGAAUUACCUGUGUGGUGUUUAAUGUGUCACCCAUACCUGCAGUUUUUUUAGCGCGUCUAGUGGUUUUUAGCCCCCGUCGGUCUCGCCAUGAACGACGACGAUGGUUUGAUGGCAAGUUUUCAUUCACGUCAACUCCAUGCUAAUGUGGCGUCUGUUCCUGAUGGACUUUGCUGGGUGUCAAUUCUCUCCUGUCUACUGCUUGCGUGCUCCUAUGUUGGAAGUUUAUACGUUUGGAAAAGCGAUUUACCAAGGGAUCAUCCUGCAGUGAUAAAGAGGCGCUUCACCAGUGUACUGAUUGUAUCCGCUCUGUCUCCAGUGUUUGUGUGGGCAUGGAAAGAUUUCACAGGCAUCCAGCCUGGUCCCUCAUUACUGGCCCUUAUGGGGAUCCGGUUGGAGGGUCUUAUUCCUGCUAUCGUUCUUCCGCUGCUAUUGACCAUGGUGCUGUUUCUGGGUCCUCUGAUCCAGCUAGCCAUGGAUUGCCCCUGGGGUUUCAUUGAUGGGAUAAAAGUUGUAGUCGACCCUUGCUUCUGGUCUCUGUGUCUGAGUGACAUGCGCUGGCUGAGGAACCAGGUUGUGGCGCCAUUGACAGAGGAGUUGGUUUUUCGGGCAUGCAUGCUUCCCAUGCUAGUACCCUGUGCAGGCCCCUCCACUGCAAUCUUCACAUGUCCACUCUUCUUUGGUGUUGCUCAUUUUCACCACGUAAUUGAGCUCCUGCGGUUCAGACAGGGCACGGUCUCAGGGAUUUUCCUCUCUGCAGUGUUCCAGUUCUCCUACACCGCAGUAUUUGGAGCUUAUACAGCCUUUAUAUUCAUCAGGACAGGUCAUUUGGUGGGUCCUGUGCUGUGCCACUCCUUCUGCAACUACAUGGGUUUUCCAGCUCUCAGCACGGCCCUGGACCACCCACACCGCCUCACGAUUCUCUCCUUUUACGUGCUGGGGGUCGUUCUCUUCUUCCUCCUCAUCUUCCCCAUGACUGACCCGCUCUUCUACGGUUUUCCCACACCCGUCUGCACCCUGACCUCCACGCCUGGAUCCAUCUGCUCCUGAUCCAUCCAUACCUCCAUCCCGCAUUUCAUCCAUUCCUUCUCUCCAGCCAUUUGAAAAGGAAUGGCUGUUUUGCUGCUGGUUUCACCAGGAGAGUGAGGGACUGCUGGAGAACAGGUAUGAAAAUUCACAGCCUCUGUGAGGUGGUGCGUGGAAGAACUCGGUGGAUGCAAAACAUCCUCAGGUUGCACUGGCCAUUCUUUUCACCAUUCAGCCGACGUUGCAUUAUCAAGUGACUUCAGCUACAGGCCUACGUUUGAUGAAGACAAAUUAAUUAUAUGCGUCUGCAUGUUUAUAUGACAAUAUUUCAGUGUGUUUAUCAUUGGUGCUGGGGCUAAAGAUCAGACACUAUUACGGGUUUCCUAGGAGGAUUUGUAUGCUGAAAUGUGCAUUGCUAAAAUGCUAGAUUCCCUAUUUUUUUGUUGUGAUAUUAGAAUCUUGUUUGCAUACACCGUACCUUGUUUGGUCUGGUGCCCUUACUUGAAGACGACAUUCAUUUUUAUAGACUUUUUUUUUUUUUUUUUUUUAAAUUGUCUAAAUAUCACGUCACUCAAGUCAGUAGGCUUAAAUUUAAAUAUAUGUCUUUAGGUACGCUUUUGGAGCAAUAGACCUAGACCUAUUAGAGUAACAAAAUGUACUGAGUGUGUAUCAGAAGUUGAAUUGCCCUGGCCUGAACACACAGCUUUAGGUCUAGAUAGAAUUGCGGCCUCAUGCACAUUUCAAAUAUGAGGUCUUUUAAAAGUAUUGAUCAGUCCUGCCUUGGCUGUUUGCUAAUUAGAAAAAAAGAGGAAUUACCAAUUACUGUUUAUAUUGUAUAGAUUUUGACCAAUGGUAUUUCAUUCGUAUUUAAUGCAGAGCUAAAGACAUUCUUUUUUACAUCAGCAUAGGGAUCUUGUGAAUGUAGUAUGGUAGCACUGAAUAAUGUUGAGUUAAAUUCUAGACUUCUGCUUUAGUAAUGGUGGAAAUUCCAACACUUUCGUUUUAUGACUACUGUCUUGUAGUCAUAAACCACCUGCAACAACAUUGAAACUACCUAUAUCAGAAUUACACUUUGAGUUCUUUGGCCGAUAUGUUUUACGUUCUAAAUCUAAAUGCUAAGCUUUUUAUAGACCUUUUAUAUAUUAAAAAUGACACAGUAACGGCCUCAUGAAUUUUUAUGCGGGUUCCUUCACCAUGGAGUGUUAGUGAAAACUCAUACCACUGAUCUGCAUGCUGCUACACUGGUGACAUAUGGAUGUUCGAAUGAUGAUUGCUAUAGAAACGCACCAAAUACAACUCAUAACAGCUUCUAGGAAUAGUUGACCCAAAAAUUACCCACCCAUUUACCCACUGUUGUGUCAUUACUUCUAAAAACCAAAAGGCGAUAUUAGUCAGAAUGUUCAUGCUGCUCUUUUCCAUUUAAUGAAUGGUGAACGGAAGCUAAAUUCUAAAACUUAUUGUAGUCCAUAUGACUUAAGUGCUAUAUUCCACUCAUUUGUGUGAUUUGAAUAUGCAUAUAUUAUGCAUUUUUGGAUGAGCAUAACAUUUAUUGUGUGUUCCAAGAAAGAAAGAAAAAAAGAAAUGAGUGCAAGUAAAUUUUUUACAUUUUGCGUGAACCCUUUAGCAAGUGUGGCUUUUAAAGUUAUGUUGUUGUAUUUGGUUUCAGUUCUCAUUAAUUGUGAAAGCAGAGUGUAUAGAGAGUGUAUAUAUAGAACUAUCAUUUACUUUAUUGCUUGUAAUUUGUUGAUUAAUAUAUUGGCAUGGCUUGCCCUCACAUUUAUUAUGUGUGCAUCAUAGGGUCAUUUGUAGGCUUUUCUGUGUUGUGAGAGACCAUGCAAAGUAAACCUUUUAAGCAAUAGUCUCACAAACAGGAUCAAAUCAGGGAUUUCCAUCUAGUGCCACGUAAGAGGUUUGUUUUGGGUGUUUCUUUUAUUCAUUCCCAAAAUAAUUUCUUAUUUGGCUCGCUACAAAGAAAACAGUGAUAUCUAUAACAUCACUUUGAACAGCCAAAGUUAUAGUAGGAAUUUAUCGCAACUUGUCCAAAUUACUACAGUGAUCUGGUUUACUUGUCUCUAGCGUUAAAAAAAAAUUGUGUAUCAAGUGUGCCAUAGUGUAUAUGACUGUACUGACGCGUUUACCCAAGGAGGAUGCUGUAUGUAAGCACUGUUUAACUGUGACUGGCUACACGGAAUGCUGCUUUAGUUUAGUUGCUUUGUGGUUGCGGUCAACAGAGGGCGCCAGAGGACCAUUGUGUGUUUGUCUUUUCAUUGUAGUCUUGAUUAAGAAGCAGUCACUUCCUUGUUUAUUAAGAAACUUUAUCCGUAUUGCUUUGCAUAUUUAAUCCUGUUAUUAGAUAAUUUAAUUAAAUUAUACCCUGAUACGCAAAGAACCUGUGGAAGAAGGUACAUUUUUUUUUUUUUUUUUUUUUCUUUGGUGUGCAUAUUUGGAAAUUCACUUACUGUUCUAGAUUUGAGCUGCACUAUGGGUUGUUUGGAUUGGAUGCCAUGUUGAAUUGUAAUUGUUAGGGAAAGCUGAACGCACUGGUGCUCUGGUGAGAACAGGCUUCCUGUCAGUGCUGUGAAUGAUGACUGGUGUAACUUUUAGUAGGAGAAUGUUUGUAGUGAAUAUGUGUCAGGAGCUUGUUAGUUGUCACAGUCCAAUACUCUCAUCCUCACUUUCUUAAUUUGUGAAGUCACUGCAUUCAUUUAUUUUCGACUUCUGUUUUUUCCUUAGUGUCUUUCAUCCCCUGUUUGAGUUCAGUGUUCGUUCUUCUAUCUGGUUGUUUGCAAGCAAAACAUUUGCACCAGGGCUUGCGUUUUAGAUGCUUUGAACGUCAUAUUUACAGUAAGGAGGAGCAAUAGACGUUCAAAUCUAUUUUUGCAAAUGUGAAAAGUAGCGGAGCGCUGUUUUAGCUCAUUGAAACAUCAUCUUAAAAAAAUGUAAAGUAUUUGAGAAUCUCUACACAAGAUGAAUUGUAUAGACUGGUUGUUCAUUACAAACAAGUCUGAUGUUUAUACUGAGAGCUAUAUUUUGUAAUCAAAUCUAUUUUGGUGACUCAGAGAAUAAUGUGCAUGCUAGUUGUUUUUGACUAACGUGCAAUGCAAUUUUCUGUAAUUCACUGAUGGACAAAUGUUUUAUGACAAUCUUUCUGGGUCUUUCAAUCCACUCUGCAAAACUCUGCCGUUUGUAAAUAAAUUAAAGGUUUUUAAACACC
Messenger RNA from Onychostoma macrolepis, 4397 nucleotides. RefSeq names its product Ras converting CAAX endopeptidase 1a (gene rce1a). Gene Ontology annotation, molecular function: metalloendopeptidase activity. The transcript has 8 exons. Gene Ontology annotation, biological process: CAAX-box protein processing. Bases 248 to 1207 code for a protein of 319 amino acids. The record is from RefSeq and is a predicted model, not a curated record. Lineage: Eukaryota; Metazoa; Chordata; Actinopteri; Cypriniformes; Cyprinidae. Gene Ontology annotation, cellular component: endoplasmic reticulum membrane.